This is a messenger RNA of Diachasmimorpha longicaudata, 1226 nucleotides long. RefSeq names its product cilia- and flagella-associated protein 299-like. Lineage: Eukaryota; Metazoa; Arthropoda; Insecta; Hymenoptera; Braconidae. The transcript has a single exon. The record is from RefSeq and is a predicted model, not a curated record. Bases 282 to 980 code for a protein of 232 amino acids.
UCCAUUGUUCAAGACCUUCUUCAAUAAUUCUAACCUUCUACAGAUAAAUUUAUUAAACAACUGUCGAAUCCAUUAAAUAAUUUAUUCGGGAUUUCCUUGCUAUUGAAUUUCUUUCCCAAAAUUAUCCAGAAAGCUCCCCAGGCAUGUUUAGCCUAUCCCACCUUUUUUCAUCGCGAAAUCACUAUCUUGGGGUCCCCAGGAACCCGUAAAAUUCGAGAACAAUUGGAGAUCAUUGGGGAGAAUCAAAAUAAAAAGAAAAAUUGAAAGGAAAGGGUACGAGAAUGGGGACAAAAGGGACACAAGUUGAUAACGACAAACACCUCUUAAAAUUCACGACCUAUGAGGAAUACCUCGACUCCCUGGUGACAGCAGUAGAUCUCGAUUAUCUGAGAAAUACUGAGACAGCGAGAAUUAUUGCAGAGUUGGGUUAUAAAAGUACAGGUGAGACUUUGGAUCGUGAGACUUUCCAGAGACGCAGGGGCAUCGUCAAGGAUUUACUAUUCCCCGUGUGGAGACCAUUCACACUUGCCUCUGAGCUGACAGACCACAGGGACUCCCUGAUAACAGAAUUAUCACUUCGAGAGAGGGCUAAUCGUCUAGGAACACUCUCGACUAUUAUUUUCAUUCGUGUAAUAACGAGAUCUGGUUACGAAGUGUCCGGAUACAUCGAUUUUGCUCAUCGAUUGAAGAGGGAGAACUGGAAGGCGUUCUUCAAGGGGAGGAGGAAGCUGAGACCACGAAAAACUGAUUUGUCUUACUAUCAUUGGAAGACCAAGAAGUUGAUUCUCAAUGGGACAGACAAUUAUGAGCCGGUGAUGGACGCAAAGAGGGGAAUUUUUCUUAAAAACUUGAAGGACUUGAAGAUUGUGGAUUUGGAUCCUGGGAGGAGUCCUGGGGUUGAUACGUUCAGGUUGAAGGUAGAGAGUGGGGAUUAUCAACAAGUUGUUCUAUACGACCAUGUGGUGAGAUGUAGAUAUUGAGAGGUUGAUUUUAAUUUUCAAGGAACUUAUUCCGACGAAUUGAAUCAUUAAUUAAGAAGAUUAAUCAAAAAGACCCACUUUCCAAAAUGAUAGGAUGAACAUAGGCUCCUUUGUACACACAGUACAUUUCCCAUUGACUAUCAAAAUUAAUAUCCACGAGAAAUAAUAAAGAGGAAAUUUCCCAAUGGAAAAAAACGCGAAAUAAAGACUGAAUUUUUCAACAAUCGAAUAAAAACUUACACUCCU